Molecule: messenger RNA, 2427 nt
Organism: Equus caballus (horse)
Lineage: Eukaryota; Metazoa; Chordata; Mammalia; Perissodactyla; Equidae
Gene: KRT85
Product: keratin, type II cuticular Hb5
Biological process (GO): intermediate filament organization; keratinization
Cellular component (GO): keratin filament
Molecular function (GO): structural constituent of skin epidermis
Source: RefSeq, a predicted model, not a curated record
GACCAGGGAGGAUCAGAGAGGCCAGAAGGAUCCUAAGCCGUGCACCCCGCAGCCCUCACCAUCGCCCGCUGUGCUCACCUCUGCUCAGACACACAAGAUGUCCUGCCGUUCCUACAGGAUCAGCUCAGGAUGUGGUGUCACCCGGACCUUCAGCUCCUGCUCGGCUGUGGCCCCCAAAACUGGCAGCCGUUGCUGCAUCAGCGCCGCCCCUUACCGGGGGGUGUCCUGCUACCGGGGGCUGACGGGCUUCAGUAGCCGCAGCCUCUCUAACCUGGGCUCCUGCGGACCCCGUAUCGCUGUGGGCGGCUUCCGGGCCGGUUCCUGCGGCCGCAGCUUCGGAUACCGCUCCGGAGGUGUGUGCGGACCCAGCCCGCCCUGCAUCACCACGGUGUCAGUCAAUGAGAGCCUCCUGGCGCCCCUCAACCUGGAGAUCGACCCCAACGCGCAGGGCGUGAAGCACGAGGAGAAGGAGCAGAUCAAGAGCCUCAACAACAGGUUCGCUGCCUUCAUCGACAAGGUGCGCUUCCUGGAGCAGCAGAACAAGCUGCUGGAGACCAAGUGGCAGUUCUACCAGAACCAGCGCUGCUGCGAGAGCAACCUGGAGCCGCUGUUCAGUGGCUACAUCGAGACGCUGCGGCGGGAGGCUGAGUGCGUGGAGGCUGACAGCGGGAGGUUGGCCUCUGAGCUCAACCACGUGCAGGAGGUGCUGGAGGGCUACAAGAAGAGGUAUGAAGAGGAGGUGGCUCUGAGAGCCACAGCCGAGAACGAGUUCGUGGUUCUAAAGAAGGACGUGGACUGCGCCUACCUGAGGAAGUCAGACCUGGAGGCCAACGUGGAGGCCCUGGUGGAGGAGUCCAGCUUCCUGAAGCGCCUCUAUGACGAGGAGAUCCGCGUCCUCCAAGCCCACAUCUCAGACACCUCGGUCAUCGUCAAGAUGGACAACAGCCGGGACCUCAACAUGGACUGCAUUGUGGCCGAAAUCAAGGCUCAGUACGACGACAUCGCCAACCGCAGCCGGGCCGAGGCCGAGUCCUGGUACCGCAGCAAGUGCGAAGAAAUGAAGGCCACGGUGGUCCGGCACGGGGAGACCCUGCGCCGCACCAAGGAGGAGAUCAACGAGCUGAACCGCCUGAUCCAGAGGCUGACUGCCGAGAUCGAGAAUGCCAAGGGCCAGCGGGCCAAGCUGGAGGCCGCUGUGGCCGAGGCUGAGCAGCAGGGCGAGGCGGCCCUCAGCGACGCCAAGUGCAAGCUGGCCGGGUUGGAGGAGGCCCUGCAGAAGGCCAAGCAGGACAUGGCCUGCCUGCUCAGGGAGUACCAGGAGGUGAUGAACGCCAAGCUGGGCCUGGACAUCGAGAUCGCCACCUAUAGGCGCCUGCUGGAGGGCGAGGAGCACAGGCUGUGCGAAGGUGUGGGCUCCGUGAAUGUCUGCGUCAGCAGUUCCCGCGGUGGAGUCUCCUGUGGGGGUCUCACGUUCAGCACCACCCCGGGGCGGCAGCUUGUGUCUGGCCCCUCGGCCACGGGGGGCAGCAUCAGCGUGCUGGCCCCCGACGCCUGCGCCCCCUGUCAGCCCCGCUCCUCCAGCUUCAGCUGCGGGAGCAGCCGGUCGGUCCGCUUUGCGUAGAGUCCCGGGGUCGCCUGCAUCUGCCAAGCUCGGGAUGGUGUGUGAAUGGAAAAUGUGUGCUUGCUUCCAGAAUCUUCCACAUGUUCCUACAGAGGGAAAAACCCUGGGGCCACUCUCCGUCCCCUCCUCAUUUUAGGGCGUUGCUUCCUAGUUCUCCUCAGCUUCAGUUAGAGAGUCAUUCCCUGCCUUUCGCUUAAGUCCAAUUUGACUCCAGAAUACCUGUGGCCAAUUCGUGUUAUCCAUCAAGCUCUCUGGGACACUACUAGUCACCCAGGGUGCCUGGACAUCAUGGAAGCUUGGCCUUCCCCUGGACAAGGAAUGAGCCCAACUAUCCAGCCGCGUCUCCCACCACCUGAGAACCAAACAGAGAGGAAGCCCCCCACCCCACCUCCAGCAGCUGCCCUCUCCUGGCUGGGGAGAUCUCUGCAGGAAGCUUUUGCCAGGUGGUUAUUUCGUGUUUUGCUUGUCUCUCUGACGGACUGCCUUCUUCUGGGCUAACGUGUUCCAGCCAAAUUCCUCAUGUGACCUCCCAGUUAAGGGGCCCAUUAUGGGGGGGAAUCCUUUUGAUUUUGGACAGCUCUCGCUAUUCAGUGCACCUUUAAACAUUUCAGAGAAAACUCCGUGGUUGCUCCAGAUCUCCCCCUGCCGGCGCAGGGGCGGGGUCUGUCCAGUGCAGAGCGGGUGGGAUGGAGAAGGUCAGGCCACUUCCUGGGUCUCCCUCUGGUUACGACUGUCUGUGGGUACCUUGCCUUCUGGGUUGUCUCAAUCUGUGUUUCAAUAAAUGCUGCUGCCAUGCAAGGAUAUGU